Colletotrichum destructivum is the source of this 921-nucleotide messenger RNA. Its product is annotated as Putative small GTP-binding protein. The transcript has 3 exons. Gene Ontology annotation, molecular function: GTP binding; GTPase activity. The coding region runs from base 233 to 841 and encodes 202 amino acids. Gene Ontology annotation, cellular component: endosome; plasma membrane. NCBI's taxonomy places the organism in Eukaryota, Fungi, Ascomycota, Sordariomycetes, Glomerellales, Glomerellaceae. The record is from RefSeq and is a predicted model, not a curated record. Gene Ontology annotation, biological process: protein localization to plasma membrane; regulation of exocytosis; protein secretion.
GGCAGACAAGCAGGCCGAUUUCCUUAACACAUCCCAAAACCGAUUCCAUCCCACCCCCCCGUACCUCCGAAUCCGACGGCGAACAUCGCGACAACUCUCUCCCCUUCUAAAUCCCCGUCAUCUCGAUUACAACAACUCGCUCGGCACCCUUACGUCGUCCCGGAGAAGCAUCACUUUCCCCUAAAGAUCGACCCCCUUGGUUCUCAGUCCCUGACCAUCCGCCGCCGCCAAAAUGUCGAACAACCGCAACUACGACUUCCUUAUCAAGCUGCUGCUGAUCGGCGACUCGGGCGUAGGCAAGUCCUGCUGCCUGUUGCGCUUCAGCGAGGACUCGUUCACGCCGUCAUUCAUCACGACUAUCGGCAUCGACUUCAAAAUUCGCACCAUCGAGUUGGACGGCAAGCGUGUCAAGCUCCAGAUCUGGGAUACUGCCGGCCAGGAGCGCUUCCGCACCAUCACCACCGCAUACUACCGCGGCGCCAUGGGUAUUCUCCUCGUCUACGACGUCACCGACGAGCGGUCUUUUAACAACAUUCGCACCUGGUUCGCCAACGUCGAGCAACACGCCACCGAGGGCGUCAACAAGAUCCUCAUCGGCAACAAGUGCGACUGGGAAGAGAAGCGCGUCGUCUCGACCGAGCGCGGCCAGCAGCUCGCCGACGAGCUUGGCAUCCCCUUCCUCGAGGUCUCUGCCAAGAGCAACAUCAACAUCGAUAAGGCCUUUUACUCACUCGCCGCCGACAUCAAGAAGCGCUUAAUCGACAACCAGAAGAAUGAGCAGCCCGCUGCCUCGGGCGUCAACGUCGGCGAACAGGGUGGAGCCGGCGGAAAGUGCUGUUAAAGUGGGAUAGAGACGAGAAGAGAUGCUCGACUUUCCCCUGUUUUUCUAAAGGAAGAAAGCAAGACUUGACUUAUGUUUGG